This is a messenger RNA of Caenorhabditis briggsae, 465 nucleotides long. Bases 1 to 465 code for a protein of 154 amino acids. The transcript has 3 exons. NCBI's taxonomy places the organism in Eukaryota, Metazoa, Nematoda, Chromadorea, Rhabditida, Rhabditidae. The record is from RefSeq and is a predicted model, not a curated record.
AUGCGUGGAGUUUCUAAACUGCUCUUUCUUAUCCUCCUCAUCAGCUCGGUGGUCCAAUCCAAAAAGUAUUAUUUCACUUUUUAUGUUGAUUUGAUAUGUCGUGUUCCCAAUCGAGCAACGUUUGCAUACAAUGCACAGUUUUUUGAUCGAGAUGUUGUUAUACUCAAUGAUGAUGAUUCCAUUGGAAAGCCUCAUAUCAGUCGGUCACCAAUUGGAAAUGCUGAAUUCAGAGUGACUGGAAUGCUCACAGGAGAUGAGCUUUGGUCAGAUUUCUUCAACGUUAAAAUGGUUCUCUACCACAACUGCAACAGAGAAAACGAAGAGGUUAAACUGGAUAUCAAUCUUCUUCCAUUGUUCGAAAUUUCAAAACUAUCUGAUGAUAAGUAUUAUCAGUAUCAUUUGACCAGAGAUAUCACCGAACUGAGUGGAGAAGUCAAUCAUAAUAGAAAUCUUGUACAGAACUGA